Molecule: messenger RNA, 2499 nt
Organism: Lineus longissimus
Lineage: Eukaryota; Metazoa; Nemertea; Pilidiophora; Heteronemertea; Lineidae
Exons: 3
Coding region: 212-1252 (346 amino acids)
Source: RefSeq, a predicted model, not a curated record
CAGUACCACAGAAGUACCAAUUUAUGAAUCGCCAAUUUUAAGUCUGCUCCGCUGCACUUCCCACAAAAACGAACACGAAUAGAAUGAAAUAUGAAGAGGAAGGCGACGUCCAAGGCCACAAGUGCAUGUUCUCCGACAACACCUCCGUCGACGGAAGGCCUGCUAGUGGAAGGGCGGCCUAAACACCCUGAAGAUUCUUUUGUACCAUUGGAUGUGGUCUUAUCCAAAAAGAGCACUGUUGACGAGACUCAGUGUCGAAACAACGCGGAAUAAAUUCAAUGAAUCUGCCCUGCCAACAAAAGUGAAGUUGUUCACUCGUCACCCUGAUCCUGAUGGAGAAGGACCAGUUCGCUGCACAUCCUUCUGUGAAGAUGCUACAAACCAAUUAGCUGACUUAACAGAGACACAAUUUAAGGCUGCAGUAAAAGAGGCAUGUGGAGAUGCAUUCAAUACUGAGUUGUCCCUUGAUAGUGAUCCAGAUUGGGACAAAGCGUUCGGCAUAAUCGAAGCACAAGAUUACACCUUUUCCAAACAAGGAACAUGGGCAACAACAAAACCUGUAUUGCCACCUGGCGGUAACGAUGGGAUACACAAUGACCUGUACAUUAUGGCUCAGAGCCUGGAGCGUGCGUUAGUUACCAUGAUGAGUAAUGGAGAAGCCAAGAAGUUCAUUGAGAAAAUGCUGAAUAGCAUUCAAAUUCAUGAAGGAAUCACUGAUAGUGUAGUGACGCAUGAGAGUCCAGUGAAUUAUUCAUACACAAAUGGUAGAGUCCAGUUUGUUGAACCCGAUGAUGUUGACACAUGGGAAAAUGAUGAGGUUUCUGUCGUUAGCGUGCAGCGCCGCAGGACAUCAGCAGCAUGGUCCUCGAUUGAUUCUGAGGAUCCAUCCGUUUGUCCUUCAGAAAUUCAUGGAAUUGUUCCCGAUCAUAUCUGGUAUUUGCAUCACUAUCCAGGCUUUUUCAUUCUUAAUGUAGAGUGCAAGCAAGUUGCUGAUUAUAGCUCUAGGAUUCAGUGCAUUCAUCAAAUGUUAACACAGAUGCAUUUUCAAAAUUCUUCUUUUGGUCUUUUGAUUUCUAAAAAGGGUUGGCAUCUAAUCCUUAUAAGGAAACAUGAUGACAUAUUCUCGGUAUAUCAAAUGAGUAGUUCCCUUAUUAGUUUGGAAAAUUUACACUUCAAUGUACAGAGUUUGAAGUCAUUGUGCUGCUGGUUAUAUAGAAUCAUGAAUUUCAGACUGAAAUGUUUUGCAGGCUAGAUAUAAAUGCAGCAAGAUCGAAAUAGGUAAAGGGCCAUUUCAUGGUAUUUCUGAAGUGGUGUUGAAAAUAAAAAGGGUCGAAUCUCAACAAAAAACAUUUGGAUGUGGACAUUUGGCUGGAUCUUGAUUGAUAUUGUUGAGUUCUUCAAUUCAGAUACUCACGAGCAGGAUAACCGUUCAGGAUUUAACCGCGAAGUUACUAUUUAUAGCUCACAAGGUCAUUUGCAUAAGAUAUUGAUGACGUUUUAGUCACGUGACAGUCGGACAUCGACACUUAUUUCUACGCAUUUGAGCUUAUUUCAAAGUCAAUUAUCUUUGACCCUGCAUUGUUUUUAGUAUGAAUGAUACCAUAGAGUCAGAGAGAGAAAUAUUCAGAACAAUUGUGUAGUAUUUCCAACACUCGGACAUGUGCCAGAUUGAAUCUAACUGCCCUAGUUAGAAAGCCUGAAUCCAUUACGAAACCGCAUGUUUGUCCGACAUUGCCUGUAAUUCAGCGAUGGGGAAAUAGAGGGCAGCAGCUGUAGUGACGUCAUCUUCGCGGAAUGCUAUUCAGACACACACGAGCAGGAUAACCGUUCAGGAUUUAACCAAAGACGAAUUUAAUCAUUGAUAUACAACGGUACUUUUAUUCACGGAGGGGCGUAUCGGUAACCACAACUACAUAAAACACAUGACUAAUACCAGGCCGAAGACAGGUAGGGCCAAAGACAGGUUGUGAUAAUAAUGUCUGAUGCAAACAUGACAGAUAUUACUCGCUGAGUAUAAUUGACUAAGUUGAGUUGCAAGUAGGGCUGGAUCUGGAUUGAUGGUACUUGGCAAUAUAAUUGACUAGGUGUUGAUAUUUUAAAAUAUGAGCUAGACUGUACAUUGUAAAAAUAAAAAUUUAAUGCUUGUUCUUAUAUAGCACUUUUAUACUGUACUGCCUCAAAGCACUUUACAUUCAUCCCCCAGCCUAAUCCUUCUGUAGAAACCAAGGAGCACACAAUCCGCAUUGCUUUUGGACAUUUCGGGCCAGUUGAAAGUACCGAGUGGUACCGGCCAAGCUUCGACCCCUAUGACCUACGGACGCUCUUCCACAGUGCCUGCACGCUUCCCGUGUACCUCUCAUUGGAAAUUAUACCUUAGUAGCCCAGUGAUCUCAGCAUGUUUUUGGUUUUGGAACUGGCCUCAUGUGAAACCUAAAAGCCGCAUUAUUUCUUGGGAGGGUGUAUUACAUACAUUGUAUAACCUCGCCAUAAUCAUCUUAU